AUGUCAAAUAAUGACUUUACACAUUUUGCGAAACGGAUAUUAACUGAUCCUGCCAAGUUUAUUUCAUGGUGCCCAGUCUCGGAUCUACUACUAAUUGUCUCACCAGAUAACGCGCUUUCAUUAUACCGUGUUGCAAUCAAGCAACUGACGCUCUUGUGGUCAUCAGAAACAGCCUUUGAUUCGACCAUUACUUCAGUUACUUGGAAGCCAGAUGGCAAAGAGUUGGCUAUUGGUUGUGAGAACGGGGUAGUGUAUAAAGUGGAUACACGAUAUGAAUCACUUUGCAUAUGCCAGUGUUGGCCCCCUGAAAAGUCAAGUCGUCCAUUAUCGGCUAUCAAAUCGCUUUUUUGGACACAUUAUGGACCAGAAAAGAAGGAUGAAAUCAUUGAAGGAUUCGAUCCCACUGCAUUUGAUCCAGAAUUGAGUUUACCAACGUUAAGCCACCUGCCACUUAUUGAACCAACCAUAAAAAUCAAUGUUCGACACAAGAAGAAAACAUUACCAGAGAGACCUUUUGAUAAUGCAGAAACUCAGUCUAUUUUGUUUGUGGGUACAGACAAUGGUGAUAUGAUUGCUAUCCUGAACGGGGUCUAUCAGAUUGGUACUUUUAACCUAUCACAAGAAAAGACAGCAAAGGAUAUUUCUAUACUUAAUAUUGUUGCAGCAAGCACUAUAUCAUCCAUCAAAGUCUUUGGAUGCACCAAAUUGACAAACGAGCCCUGUCUGUUUACGGUCGAUACGAGCUUUUUAGAAUCCAAAAAGGAAGAGAUCUCCAGAGUUGCCGAAAUAAAGACACGUCUGGAUUAUCUAUUUCAAUAUGCAAUACAUGUCAUCGAGACGCUAAAAGACCAUCAUAGCUCCUACACAAAACUUACAAAGAAUGUCGUUGUAAGCGCUUCAGAUGCUAUUAUCAGCAAUAACGGCGAGCUUCAAAAACCAAUUCCAGAGGUAGAAUUCAUUGCGAUAUUGGCGACAGGCAACUUAUCACAGGCCAUAAGAGAAUUAAUAACAGAUGAAUUAACACCACAGUUUAUCAAACAAUGGGAGACGACCAAUAACCAUGGCUACCAAAGCUCUUUACGAAUCAUAUGCGAGCAUGCAUUACCUGUGUUUGAAAGAAUACUACUUCAACUAAGCGAUUCUCUUGGCCAUAGCUUAUGGAAAGAACGAUACGAACCGUUCCUAGACGUGGCCUCGGUUGAAUCGUGUAUCGAUCAUGUAAACAAGUUGAUUGUUCUGAUCCGGGAUUUAGCACAGCAUAUAAGACGUCUGAUAAAGCUGUUUGGAGCAUUUAUUGCAUGGAUUAUCAAAGUCUCUUCCAAACUAGCAGACCCCGAAUCAGCUGAAUUACAAAACGAACCAACACUUUGUGAAGAACCCGAAUGGGUGUUCGAGUAUCUAGAAGAAUGGUUUGUGACGGACAAGAUUGCCAAAUUCUUUAUUGAAUCCAAUGGGAACGAUGCAUGUAUAACCAAGUUAUUAUCAGAUACAGUCGAUCAUUAUACAUCCAUGUUUCAAAGGCCUUCAGAGACUAUAUCGAAAGAAAUGAAUAUCAAGUUUGCAAAGUAUCGAUUACAUGAAUCUAAUAGUCUCUUAUCAAGUAUCACAGCAGAGAACUGCCUUUAUUAUGUCCUUUUGCAGAACCCACAAAAGUUAAUUUUGCUAAAAAUUGAUUUUUCGAAUCAGAUGCCACAGUACGCAUGCAUAAGUAUAGCAAAUGGCGAUAUCUCGGAUGCAAAGUUCUUUGAUGAUAAAGAACUGGGUAUUCUUGUAAAAACUGGACAAGAUAUCACUAUUUUAUAUACACUAUUGUUAAACCAUAUCAGCUACACUCAUCAACGCUCUGAAUUAACGUCCAUAGAUCUAGAGACACAACAUGAGAGGCAUUUACUCUUGAACAAAAUGAUUGAUGUCAACAUAGGAUGUAAUGGCUUACCUAAUAGACGUGUAUUUGCCACUGUGGCGUCCAACGGUCUAUUGAAUAUAUACUCUAUGGAUAAACAAGAAGAACUGGAAGAAGAACUGGACGAAUAA
Rhizopus microsporus ATCC 52813 is the source of this 2034-nucleotide messenger RNA. RefSeq lists its product as uncharacterized. Gene Ontology annotation, cellular component: nuclear periphery; anaphase-promoting complex. Gene Ontology annotation, biological process: protein K11-linked ubiquitination; positive regulation of mitotic metaphase/anaphase transition; anaphase-promoting complex-dependent catabolic process. The transcript is spliced from 15 exons. Bases 1 to 2034 code for a protein of 677 amino acids. The record is from RefSeq and is a predicted model, not a curated record. Lineage: Eukaryota; Fungi; Mucoromycota; Mucoromycetes; Mucorales; Rhizopodaceae. Gene Ontology annotation, molecular function: protein binding.